AUGAACUAUCUAGGAGUAUGCUGCGCCAACCUGAAGGACAACAAAGCCCUGAUGAAAAUGGGUUUGGGGCUCGUACUUGUGGGCCACGUGAACUUCCUCCUCGGGGCAUUGGUUCAUGGAGCAGUGUUGAGGCACAUUAACGUCCACCAGCAGGCGCGAGCCAUGGUCUUUGAAAUCUCCAAUGUGAUCGCAAUAGUGGCCGGACUGUUUGGAAUUAUUGAGGGAAUAAUAACCAUUGUAUUGUCCAAAAACAAGAGAAACACAAUCCUGAAGUGGGUCCUAUUGUUCCUCAGCUUUUUAGUUGGACUUCUGGCAAUUGCUUCUGCCAUUAGUUUGAGUGUCUCCAUGGUACAGGCAAUUAUGAACAGAGGGAAGAUCCUACUGACACAUUGCCUACAUGCUGAUAAGAAUGGGUCUUCAAGCAUCACAUAUGAAUGCCCUUUUGAUCCCACCCGUAUAUACGCGACAACCCUCAUUCUAUGGUUGCCUUUAAUUGUGAUGUCAGUGGUGGAGACUGUCUUUGCCUUCCGAUGCUUUGCCGUUUGUACGUCCUCUUUGUACCUGUGCCCGUGCAGGAGACGGCCGCUGAUGGCGAAGAGGGUUAGAAUUCAACAAACGUUACAAUCAGUAGAAGGUGAAGCGGAUAACUCACCUGUGGAGCCUGAGGAAGAGUCUGAAGAAGAGCCUGAAGAGCGAGACGAGCUGCUGGAGGCUGGCACUGCGGUGGCUCAGAGUGACUGGCUCUGA
This is a messenger RNA of Knipowitschia caucasica, 747 nucleotides long. Lineage: Eukaryota; Metazoa; Chordata; Actinopteri; Gobiiformes; Gobiidae. The record is from the annotation of a GenBank genome assembly.